CUACACACAAAGAAAUUAAAGCCUAAUAAACCAAAUUAACUAAACACAUAUCACACAACAAACCACAUAUAAUAGUACCACAAGCCAACAAGUUCACACACCCCUUGUCAUAUUCCACAAUAUAAAUCCAGUUCCCCAUCCCUGAUUCCACCAAAAAAAAAAAAAAAAGAAAAAAACCACCGCGGCCACCACUGCCGCUGCCGGCAAAAUGUCCUCCAUGGUCGAAAAGCCGGUGAGCUUAAAACAAGACGACGAUGGCGAUGGACCAUCCUUUUAUUUCCCCCACAAGAAUAAUGACAGCUACGACUUGAACAGCAAGAUCAUGGUCGUCGCCAUAGUCUCCCUCUCCGUCGUCAUCCUCCUCGUCCUCGCCCUCCACAUCUACGCCCGUCGCGUCCUCCGCCACCAGGCCCGCCGCCGCCGAGCCGCCAUCCACAGUCUCGGCCUAACCGUGGCCCACGCCCGCUCCGCCGAUACUCAUCAGCCCCCCAAGACCGGCCUCGACCCCUCGCUCAUCGCAUCCUUGCCCGUCUUCGCCUUCCGUCCCAACGCAACGUCGUCGCCGUCGGUUGAGUGCGCCGUCUGUCUAAACGCCUUGGACGUCGGAGACAUGGCGAGGCUACUGCCAAACUGUAAGCACACGUUCCACGUCGAGUGUAUCGACAAGUGGCUGAGCACUCAGUCGACCUGCCCGAUUUGCCGGAGCGAGGUAGAGCCACGGCGGCUCGAUCCCGAGCCCCGCGAGGGCCCGGCGGAGAGUUCUACUACCCCACCGUCGGCUCCGCCGUUGGAGCGGUUGAAUUCUAUGUCGUCGGGCAUGGAAGGUACGUCGUCGGAUAUAAAUUCUGGUAAAGUGGUGAGAAAUAAUUCGAGCAGGUUGAGUUCUUUUCGGAGAAUGCUUAGUGGGGACAGAUCGUCGAGGAGAAUUCUGCCUUGUGGUCAACAAGAUGAUCAGGAUGUUAUCGAAGAUUUAGAAAGACGGUGAUUAGUUAAUAUUAAUCCAGCUAUAAUCAAAGGCACAAGAAAGUGUGGGGAAGACUGAAGAGACCGGCCCUGGUGAUCAAAAUCAAGAUCUGACAGAAAUGGGGUAUGAAUUUGUGAAUUAAAUAGAGAUAAAAAAAUAAAGGGUAUGCUCUCUGGUCUCUAGAUAAACCUAUAUACAAGGUAAAAAAGGGGUAAAUUACCCACUUUAAAAGUAUUUUACCUUCUGCCAAACCAUUUGAGAGUAAGCCCAA
This is a messenger RNA of Morus notabilis, 1235 nucleotides long. RefSeq names its product E3 ubiquitin-protein ligase ATL41. NCBI's taxonomy places the organism in Eukaryota, Viridiplantae, Streptophyta, Magnoliopsida, Rosales, Moraceae. The transcript has 2 exons. The coding region runs from base 209 to 985 and encodes 258 amino acids. The record is from RefSeq and is a predicted model, not a curated record.